Molecule: messenger RNA, 3555 nt
Organism: Colletotrichum spaethianum
Lineage: Eukaryota; Fungi; Ascomycota; Sordariomycetes; Glomerellales; Glomerellaceae
Product: 3-hydroxy-3-methylglutaryl-coenzyme A reductase
Exons: 2
Coding region: 1-3555 (1184 amino acids)
Biological process (GO): coenzyme A metabolic process; ergosterol biosynthetic process; isoprenoid biosynthetic process
Cellular component (GO): peroxisomal membrane; endoplasmic reticulum membrane
Molecular function (GO): protein binding; hydroxymethylglutaryl-CoA reductase (NADPH) activity
Source: RefSeq, a predicted model, not a curated record
AUGAUAUCCUCAACAUUUCUCCCCCGCCGCUUUCGGGGUGAGCAGCCCGCUGCCCAGCCCGCUGCUCCCUCCUGGAUCAACAAGAAGAUCACGCCCGCCCUCAAGUUCCUCUCCAAGCUCGCCUGCUCCCACCCGAUCCACACCGUUGUCAUUGUGGCCGUCUUGGCCAGCACCUCGUACGUUGGCCUGCUGCAGGAGAGCUUGUUCGAUGCCACCAUCAGCGUCCGCACCGCCGACUGGUCGUCCCUCAUUGAGGGCAGCCGGAGACUGCACGCCAGCUCGGAGACGGGCUGGAAAUGGCAAAACGUCGAGCCCGACGCCUCCAUCUCCGGCGACGUCGACCACCAGGCCCUCCUGACCCUCGUCUUCCCCGAGUCGCAGUCUCCCGCGUCCAUCAACACUGCCCCGCGCACCCACGCCGUCCCGAUCCCUCAAAACUUGUCCAUCACCUCGCUGCCCUCGACCUCAAACUCCCUCACCAGCUACUCCCAGGACAGCGCUCUCGCCUUCUCCGUCCCCUACUCUCAGGCCGCCGAGUUCCUGUCUGUUGCCCAGGAGAUUCCUGAUGCCACCAGCGACGAGAUCGAGACCACACAUGGCAAGGAGAAGAAGAUGUGGAUCAUGAAGGCCGCCAAGGUGCACACCCGCAACAGCCUUGUCCAAUGGGCCCGCAACGGCUGGACCGAGUUCCUUGACCUUCUCAAGAACGCCGAGGCUCUCGACAUCUUCAUCAUGGUGCUCGGCUACCUGUCGAUGCACCUGACGUUUGUCUCCCUGUUCCUGUCCAUGCGCCGCAUGGGCUCCAACUUCUGGCUCUUCACCAACGUCCUCUUCUCCUCCGUCUUCGCCUUCCUGUUUGGCCUGCUCGUCACCACCAAGCUUGGCGUGCCCAUCACCAUGGUCUUGCUUUCCGAGGGCCUGCCAUUCUUGGUCGUGACCAUUGGCUUCGAGAAGAACAUCGUUCUGACGCGCGCCGUCCUUUCCCACGCCAUUGAGCACCGCAAGCCCCAGGGGAACAAGGACGACAACAAGUCCAAGAAGUCGGAUGUUUCGUCCCCCAACGUUAUCCAGUAUGCCGUCCAGGCCGCGAUCAAGGAGAAGGGCUACGAUAUUGUCAAGGACUACGCCAUCGAGAUUGGUAUUCUCGUCCUCGGUGCUGCCUCGGGCGUCCAGGGCGGUCUCCAGCAGUUCUGCUUCCUCGCUGCGUGGAUUCUCUUCUUCGACUGCAUCCUCUUGUUUUCCUUCUACACUGCUAUUCUCAGCAUCAAGCUCGAGAUCAACCGCAUCAAGCGCCACGUCCAGAUGCGUCGCGCGCUCGAGGAUGACGGUGUCAGCCACCGCGUGGCCGAGAAUGUGGCCAAGAGCAACGAUUGGCCCCAAUUCGACGGCAAGCCCCCCAAGGAGGCUUCUUUGUUCGGCAAGCAGAUGAAGAGCAGCAACGUGCCCAAGUUCAAGGUGCUCAUGGUGAGCGGUUUCGUCCUGAUCAACGCCAUCAACAUCUGUACCAUUCCUUUCCGCAACUCCAGCUCUCUUCCCAGCCUGGCUUCUUUGACUGGCGGUCUCAGCGCCGUUGUGACGGCUCCUCCUGUCGAUCCCUUCAAGGUCGCCUCGAACGGCCUGGACGCCAUCCUGGAGUCUGCCAAGGCCAAUGAGCGCCCGACCGUUGUCACUGUUCUCACCCCCAUCAAGUACGAGUUGGAAUACCCCUCCAUCCACUAUGCCCUUCCUUCUCCUGCCAGCAAGUCCGGCCACAAGCUCGACGAUGAGUAUGACCACUUUGAGAACUACGGCGUUGGCGGCCGCAUGGUUGGCAGCAUCUUGAAGAGUCUCGAGGACCCCGUUCUUUCCAAGUGGAUCAUCGUUGCCUUGGCCAUGAGUGUCGCCCUGAACGGCUACCUCUUCAACGCUGCGCGAUGGGGCAUCAAGGACCCCAACGUCCCCGACCACCAGAUCGACCCCAAGGAGCUGGCCCGCGCCGAAAAGUUUAACGAUACCGACUCGGCCACCCUGCCCCUUGGCGAGUACAUCCCUCCCACCCCCAAGCCCGCGACGCCCUCUACGACCGACGACGAGUCGGAGCUGGCCAUGACCCAGGCCAAGCCCUCCGAGCCGACGGGCCCUGUCGAGAAGCGCACCAUUGCCCAGCUGGAGAAGAUGAUCGCCGAGAAGCGCGUCCACGAGAUGACGGACUCCGAGGUGGUCACCAUGUCCCUGCGUGGCAAGAUUCCCGGUUACUCCCUGGAGCGCGCGCUGAAGGACUUCACUCGUGCUGUCAAAAUCCGCCGUUCCAUCAUCUCCCGCACCAACGCCACCUCCGACCUCACCAGCAGCCUCGAGCGGUCCAAGCUCCCCUACAAGGACUACAACUGGGAGCGCGUCUUUGGUGCUUGCUGCGAGAACGUCAUCGGUUACCUGCCCCUUCCCGUCGGUGUCGCUGGUCCUCUUGUUAUCGACGGACAGAGCUAUUUCCUCCCCAUGGCCACUACUGAGGGUGUCCUGGUGGCCAGUGCCAGCCGUGGCUGCAAGGCCAUCAACUCUGGCGGCGGUGCUGUCACGGUUCUCACCGGCGAUGGAAUGACCCGUGGCCCUUGCGUCAGCUUCGAGACCCUCGAGCGCGCUGGUGCUGCCAAGAUCUGGCUCGACUCUGAGACUGGCCAGGCAGUCAUGAAGAAGGCCUUCAACUCCACUAGCAACUUUGCCCGCCUUCAGACGAUGAAGACUGCGCUCGCCGGCACCAACCUGUACAUCCGCUUCAAGACGACCACCGGUGACGCCAUGGGCAUGAACAUGAUUUCCAAGGGUGUCGAGCACGCCCUCUCCGUCAUGGCGUCCGAGGGCUUCGAGGAUAUGAGCAUCGUCUCGGUUUCUGGUAACUACUGCACGGAUAAGAAGGCCGCCGCCAUCAACUGGAUCGACGGACGUGGAAAGAGCGUUGUCGCCGAGGCCAUCAUCCCCGGUGAUGUCGUCAAGAAUGUGCUCAAGAGCGAUGUCGAUACCCUCGUCCAGCUCAACGUCGACAAGAACUUGAUUGGAUCCGCCAUGGCUGGUUCGGUCGGUGGCUUCAACGCUCACGCUGCCAACAUUGUUGCCGCCAUUUUCCUUGCUACCGGCCAAGACCCUGCGCAGGUGGUGGAAAGUGCCAACUGUAUCACCAUCAUGAAGAACCUCCGCGGUUCUCUGCAAAUCUCCGUCUCCAUGCCGUCUCUCGAAGUCGGUACCCUCGGCGGCGGCACCAUUUUGGAGCCCCAAAGCGCUAUGCUUGACAUGCUCGGCGUCCGCGGUCCUCACCCCACGACUCCUGGCGAGAACUCGCGCCGUCUCGCUCGUGUCAUUGCUGCCGGUGUCCUGGCUGGUGAGUUGUCGCUGUGCAGUGCAUUGGCGGCGGGUCACUUGGUCAGGGCUCACAUGCAGCACAACCGUUCUGCGCCGCCCACGAGGAGCAACACUCCGGCCCCGGCUAGCGGAACCAUGACACCCGUCGGUCUGGCCAUGACCAGCGCCGCAGAGAAGGCGGCCAGCAAGAGUGCGGCUGCUGUUGAGCGGUCGCGUCGUUGA